Molecule: messenger RNA, 2554 nt
Organism: Oreochromis aureus
Lineage: Eukaryota; Metazoa; Chordata; Actinopteri; Cichliformes; Cichlidae
Gene: oaz2a
Product: ornithine decarboxylase antizyme 2a
Biological process (GO): positive regulation of protein catabolic process
Cellular component (GO): cytoplasm; nucleus
Molecular function (GO): ornithine decarboxylase inhibitor activity
Source: RefSeq, a predicted model, not a curated record
GCCGUGUUUCGUCUACAGGCUGUAGAAGUGUAGUUGUAGCGUCGGGUGGUGUUUUCAUAUGUAGAAAGUGGAACUACAGACUUCACAAACACCAAGUUUGCUCCGAGUCCCCGAAUGGUGAAUACAUCUGCGGAGUUUCUGCUGAACAGUGAUUGUUUCGGUUGUCAUAAAAGAAGUAAAUAUCCGCGUUUCCUCGAAGCCAUCAUGUUGAACACCGAGGAAAGUUCCUGGUUAGGGGGGUCUCUGAUGCCCUGCUCCAUCCCUCAGGCUCCGGGGCCUCUGUGGUGCUCCGAUGCCCCUCACCCACAGCUGAAGAUCCCGGGUGGGCGAGGGACGGUCAGGGAUCACUCUCUCGGCGUGCUACUGCACAAGGAUGAAAAGUUAACUGUGACUCAGGCCUCUUCAGUGAGUGGGAGCUCUUCUCUGCUCCGCUUCCACUACCAGCUGAGCGAGCGCCGCUCGGCCUCCUGGGAUACAGCUCUAUCAGGAGACAGCCUCUUUCUGGAGAUUCCUGCUGGGCCGUUGGUGGAGGGCAGCAAGGAGGGGCUCACCGUGCUGCUCGAGUUUGCAGAAGAGAAGCUCAAAGUUAACUACGUCUUCCUGUGGUUCCAUAAAAACAGAGAGGAUCGAUUGUCCAUCAUCAAGACGUUCCACUACAUGGGCUUUGAGAUGGUAAAGCCGGGUAACCCCAUGGUACCUGCCCGGCCUGAUUUGGCCUUCAUGGUUUACUCUCUGGAGAACAGCAGCAGCUCUGACGAGGAGUGACUGUCACAGUAUCCCUGACGCCUCCCUUUCCCACCCUCACCCCCCUCUCCCCUCCCUUCCACCGUUUUUAUUUCCUCUUCAAACAAUCGAACCUGCCUCAACUUUCCCUCUGACACACCUCUCCUCCCCCUCCUCCAUGAGGUGUCACUUUUUUUUUUCUUCAUUUUUUUUCUUAGACUUAUUUUAAGGAGAUGUUCAGGAGCAGCAGCGUGUCUGUGCCAGAGAGCACAGACACUGCCGCUUCACCCUCCUAUCUCCCCUUCUCUGAAGAUAACCGCAUUGUGAAGAAGCAGCGUAGCUUGAACUAAGUUGUCACAUGCAACGUGGGGAUUUUCUUUCCUUUUUUUUUUUGUUUUUUCCUGCUUCCUCUCUCGGCCACAUUGUUUAUGCUGCGGUUGACAGGACAACCAACUGCUGGACAUCCAGGAGGAUGUUAAAAUUCAACAUAUCUCUCCUGACAGCUUGUAACGUUGCAGAAAGGAGACUUUGUGUCUUUGUGCUGUUUAUCUUAAAGCUGUGUUGAUGGGGGUUAAAAAAUGGGAAGCCUGGGGUGUGGUAUGGUUUUACUUUAUAAUAUAGACGAUGAUCUGUUACAUUUAGCAUUAAACACAUGUAAACGUUUCUUUAAUCUUCCUCAAAUGUGUCGAGGCAUCAUUCCAGCACGUCACUCUCACUUUUUUUUUUUUUCCUGCUCUAAACGAUUUAGCAACAAAUGUGGAAACACUCUGUUAGUGUUUGCAGUAAGAAGCAGCGAGCCUGUUCAAUGCCAUCGCCUUCACCUCUCCCCCACCCGCUAAUUAUGUCAGUAAGUUGCUAAGAAGCUGGAGAAAGAGACGGCUUCACUUCACAGAAACAGAUCCUCACAAUUUGCGAUGACAUUUAAGUCUGAGCGUCCUGGUUUUCAUAGAAAGUGACGGGCAGCCAUAAUUUGUGCGUUUAAUUCAGACGUAAUUGUCAAACAAGCCGAGCAGACUCGUGUCAGGCAUUUCUGAUCUGGAGAUGUCACAUUUUGAGAACAGAACAAUCGGCUUUGUGACUCAAAUAUAAUGAAGGUGCAAUGAGAGGCUGGAACUGACGCUCGUUCAGUCCCGCAGAUUCUUCAGCGCCGCCUAAAGUGUUGAUCGAAACUGGGUUUUCAGUGCCUCAAGAGGAGAGUGCGAAUGCGUCUUACACUCAAGUCUUAUUGAAGGAAUGUGUCCAUUUUUCACCCCAGUUUCAGACGCAUGUUGUGUGAGAGGAACGUUAGCUCGCCAUCGGGGUACAAGCAGGAACUCUUCAGGUGAUUAUCGUAUAUGCAAGAACGGUUAAAACGCAGGCGCUUUUUAUUUUUCUUUCUUUUUUCCAUUUCAGACUUUGGUUUUAUGGUUUUAAGUACUCUGAAUAAAACGCCAAAGAACUCAGUUUGUCUGCAGUCAGUUCAAAUCCAGCUAAUCUGAACCUAGCUUGUGUUUAUGUACAGCAAUAUUAACCUACAUUCCCCACGCCAGCCAUACUUCCUGUAACAUGACCGUCUGUCCAAUGUCUGGGUGAGAUGGGGCAGGGCCUUGUUUUUGUUGUUUUUUCUUCUGUGUUCACAUCAUACCAGUCUUUAUUGCUACUGAUUGAGCCCUGACUAUAAGCUGUUAGGAAAUGUCUAUAUGAAGUUUUUCAGAGGUAUAUUUUUAUGUAUAUUUCUCUAUGGUGAUAGUUUUAGGGUUUUACUUUUUGUUCUAACUAGUUGGCAACCAUCCAAUGACAAUCCGCACUUGUAUUUCACGCAGGGGGAAUCAAUAAAGGUUGUUAACUGAAA